UGGAGCAGGUGUGUAGGGAGCGUGAUAAGGCGAAAGCUGAUCUGGAUCAGUCUGACCUCAGGAACCUGCAGCUGAUCAGAGAGGUGGAUGAUCACCACGCCACCAUGGAGACACUCAACCAGACCAGGAUCAGGGACCUGGAGCAGGACUUCCGUGAUCGUCUAACGGCUCUUCGCAGCCAAUCAGAGCAGGAGAGCGACGCUCUGCUGCAGCAGGUGGAGAGGGAGCGCCGCGCUCUGCGGGACGAGCUGCAGCUGCUGCGAGCGCAGGAGGCGGAGCUACAGGAGGAACUCUGCAGUGCCACGCAGGACAACAGCCGUCUGGAGGAGGAUCUGAGGGCUGUGAAGCUGAAGCUGACUGAAGCAGAGAGCUCUGUCAGCAGACUGCAGACUGACCUGAACCAGCUGCUGAACCACAAGUUUGGCGGUUUGGACGCAGCGGGCGGCGGUCUGACGCAGGAGGAGCGAUUCUCUGAGAUCGUCAAAGAGUACGAGCUGCAGUGCAGGGAGCUGCGGGACAGAAACGACGAGCUGAGUUCGGAGUUGGAGCUGCUGAGGACUCAGAGGAGCGACAGGAAGUCCAGACGAGCUGACGGAGACGACAUCGCCGCCGCUCUGAGCUGGACUCAACAACGAGCCGCCGGCACCGAGUCAGACUCUGGUAACACACAGUGUGUGUGUGUGUGUGUGUGUGUGUGUGAGGGGGCGGAGUCUGAG
This is a messenger RNA of Plectropomus leopardus (leopard coralgrouper), 716 nucleotides long. Lineage: Eukaryota; Metazoa; Chordata; Actinopteri; Perciformes; Serranidae. The record is from RefSeq and is a predicted model, not a curated record.